Messenger RNA from Gigantopelta aegis, 2033 nucleotides. Its product is annotated as post-GPI attachment to proteins factor 3-like. Bases 144 to 1142 code for a protein of 332 amino acids. The record is from RefSeq and is a predicted model, not a curated record. Lineage: Eukaryota; Metazoa; Mollusca; Gastropoda; Neomphalida; Peltospiridae. The transcript has 8 exons. Gene Ontology annotation, cellular component: endoplasmic reticulum membrane. Gene Ontology annotation, biological process: GPI anchor biosynthetic process. Gene Ontology annotation, molecular function: hydrolase activity, acting on ester bonds.
GCAGAUAACUCUAAAUUAGUCAACACCAUCUUGACAUCGAAGUUGUAAUCUUAUUCAUGUUUUCAUAGAAAAUUGAUCCAUGAUGAUUCGAUAUUGUUCUGCUCCCCAGAUUGGAAAAUAGUUAUGUCUUUACAGUCGGGACAAUGGCAGCUACACUCAUUAACAACGGUCUUAGCAGGAUCAGCUGUAAAAUUACACUGACUGCAGUUACGAUAGCCGCAUUUGUCCACACUCUUGUUGAGGCUUCUGCUGGUGACAGAUCUUGGAUAUUUCAGAAAUGUCUGUAUGCAUGCCAGAAAACCGACUGUCGAGAUGAACACAAAUACCGGCAGUCCCAGCCCUUGUACAUGCAGCUGCUACAGUGGAGCUGCAUCGAUGAAUGCAAGUACGACUGUAUGUGGAAGACGGUGGACGCCUUUCACAACGACAAUAGCAAUGUUCCACAGUUCUAUGGAAAGUGGCCGUUUGUCAGACUGUGGGGGAUGCAGGAACCAGCAUCAGUAGUAUUUUCUUUGCUAAAUGGUCUCGGUCAUCUUGGCAUCUUCUAUUUCCAGUCAAAAGUACCAAAGUCUACACCCAUGUAUUAUGUUUGGCAUGGUUCUGCUAUUAUUUCUGCUAAUGCUUGGUUCUGGUCCAUGGUGUUUCAUACAAGAGAUAAAGAUUUUACGGAGAUGAUGGAUUAUUUCUGUGCAUUUUCGCUCGUCGUUUAUACUCUAUUUGCUUUUGGUUGUCGUGUGUUGGAUACGAAGAAACGAUGGCGUAUUGUAAUACUUGGAAUUUGUCUUGGUGGCUUUUAUCUGUCACACAUAGCGUAUUUAGGUUUGGUUAAGUUUGACUAUGGGUACAACAUGAAAGUCAAUAUUGCUACAGGCUUUGUAAAUAUGUGUGCUUGGCUGCUGUGGUGCUAUCGACAUAGGAGGAAACAGCCGUAUGUUAUAAAGUGUGCCUUUGUGAUAAUCGGCCUUAACAUCAUGCUUCUGCUUGAAGUCUUUGAUCUGCCCCCAUACCUGUGGGUUUUUGAUGCUCAUUCACUGUGGCAUGCUGGCACUAUUCCACUAUUAUAUCCAUGGUAUAGUUUUCUCACAGAUGACUGCCUUUAUCUCCAUACUAGAGAGCAAGAAGAUAUUUACAAACUAGAUUAGCGACAGUCAGUGACAGUUGUCACCACCUUUAUCUCCAUACUAGAGAGCAAGAAGAUAUUUACAAACUAGAUUAGCGACAGUCAGUGACAGUUGUCACCACCUUUAUCUCCAUACUAGAGAGCAAGAAGAUAUUUACAAACUAGAUUAGCGACAGUCAGUAACAGUUGUCACCACCUUUAUCUCCAUACUAGAGAGCAAGAAGAUAUUUACAAACUAGAUUAGUGACAGUCAGUAACAGUUGUCACCACCUUUAUCUCCAUACUAGAGAGCAAGAAGAUAUUUACAAACUAGAUUAGCGACAGUCAGUGACAGUUGUCACCACCUUUAUCUCCAUACUAGAGAGCAAGAAGAUAUUUACAAACUAGAUUAGCGACAGUCAGUGACAGUUGUCACCACCUUUAUCAGGCUAUUACACCGCUGCCAUUGAAUUAGGGUUGUUCGAGAAUUUAUCACAUAGAGAGGAGGAAGGCAUUUUGUUUUAUAAAACUCCUCACCCAUAUAAAACUUCAUUAAAUUCAUCUAUACAUAGAAAUAAAAUGCAGCAGAGCCACCAAGCUUAAAACAAUUGUUACAGUGGGUUUUUUUUUAAUUAAACAGAUUUAUUACUUAGAUUUAUUACUUUUAUAUGUCAUCUAAAAUAUAACCAUUUGUUUUACUCUAUGAGGAAUUGUAUAUUAUGUCCCUUACAAAAUACAUCAUUCCGACCAGUGCUCAACAACUUGCAAGUUGCAUAUAUAUCUUCCUAUCUGUAAGAAAGUGUAUAUAAAAUUAUCUUACUGCAAAUGUGAAGGAGUGACUGAUAUAACCACUAUGGGUUUCUUUGUUGAAUUAGCUAACCAAGUUCUGUGAAUCAUGAAAUGUUUUAUUCGAAUAAUUAAUGUUAAAAUUGCA